UAAAGACCUAUUUGUUUUCCCUCAGUUUUCUGUUGUGUGAAAUUUUUGUAACAUAACAUGCUUUUUACUUCUGAAAACUUGUUGGAAACAGACAAAGGCAUGGAGAAUAGCAUCUAUACCAUUCUCACUAUUCACCGCUGGGAAUCCUUGAAUCAAAUGAAAUAUCAGUUGGCUUCUCUUAGAACCAUCCAUGGAAAACUGGCAUUGAAAUUCCUCAAUUGGGUCAUUCGACAACCAAGUUUGGAAUUCGAUCACCUUAUCCAUAUAUUCUGCAUCACAACUCACAUACUUGUUAAAGCUAGAAUGUAUGAACCUGCAAAAUUGAUUUUGCAACAUCUCUCUCAAAUGGGUACUGGGCCGCAUCCUGUCUUUGCUGCUCUUAUGGCCACCUACUCACGUUGCAACUCAAACCCUUCAGUUUUUGAUCUUCUGAUUAGGAUUUACAUACAAGGAGGAAUGCUGAAAAAAGCUGUAGAGACCUUUCGAUUUAUGGUUUGCAGAGGAUUCAAGUCAUCAGUAAAUACUUGCAAUAAUGUCCUAGCUGCAUUGGUGAAAGAGGGUAGAGUAGAGCGCAUAUGGCCUUUCUUUAAGGAGAUGUUAGCUGGUGGCAUUUGCCCUAAUGUGGGUACUUUCAAUAUACUGUUAAAUGUGCUCUGUCUUGAAGGAAAUCUUAGGAAAGCUAAUUAUGUAUUGAGAAAGAUGGAAGAGACUGGUUAUAUCCCUACAAGAGUUACUUAUAAUACCCUGCUCAAUUGGUACUGCAAGAAGGGUAAGUUUAAAUUGGCUUGUGAGCUGAUUGAUCGCAUGGGUAGUAAAGGUAUUGAAGCUGAUGUAUGUACAUAUAACAUGUUCAUUGACAACUUGUGUAAAAACAAUAGAAGCGCGAAAGCUUAUUUGCUGCUGAAGAAGAUGAGGAAGAAGAGACUUUCUCCGAAUGAAAUUACUUACAAUACUCUUAUUAAUGGAUUUUGCAAGGAAGGGAAGAUUAGAGUUGCUACUCGUGUUUUUGUUGAGAUGUCGAGUUCUAAUCUUGUACCAAAUUGUAUUACGUACAAUGCUUUGAUUGAUGGGUAUUGUCAUGAAGGGAAUCUUGAAGAAGCUUUGAGACUUUUGAAUGAAAUGGAAGCAAUGGGACUGAGGCCUAAUGAGGUUAGUUAUGGAUCUGUUUUGAAUGGGUUUUGCAAGGCUUCCAGGUUGGAUUCAGCAAGAUGUCUUCUUGACUGGAUGAAGAUGACUGGCAUUCCUGUUGGCCAUAUGGCAUAUACAAUGAUAAUAGAUGGGUACUGUAAAAUGGGAGAUCUCAACGAAGCUAUAGAAUUGCUCAAUAGAAUGCUGAAUGUUGGUGUGGAUCCUGAUGUUGUCACAUAUUCGGUGCUUAUAAAUGGAUUCUGCAAAGUGGGAAAGAUAAACCAUGCAAAGGAGAUACUUUGCAAAAUGCAUAGAGCUGGAGUUUUGCCCAAUAAAAUUAUAUAUUCUACUAUAAUCCACAACAUCUGCAAGCAUGGAAAUGUUGUUGAAGCAAUGAAGUUCUACGCAGGUAUGACUCAUUGUGGUCAUUAUGUGGACCUCAUUACAUGUAACACAUUGGUUGCUUCUCUUUGUAGAUGUGGGAAGUUGGUAGAGGCUGAAACCUUUAUGCAACACAUGGGUAGGAUUGGCCUAGUUCCUAACUCCAUUACCUUUGACUGUAUCAUAAGCGGCUAUGGAAGUAUAGGUGACGGGUUAAGAGCAUUUUCCUUGUUUGAUGAAAUGAUUAGAUUAGGCCAUCACCCAAGUCCUUUAACCUAUGGAAGCUUGCUAAAAGGACUAUGCAGGGGAGGAAAUUUGGAGUUGGCAAAGAAAUUCUUCCAUAAACUCCACUGUGUUCCUUUCGCUGUAGAUAGUGUUCUCUAUAACACAUUAUUGGCAGGUGUAUGUAAAGCAGGGCAGUUGGAGGAGGCAGUCGUGCUAUAUGACGAGAUGGUACAAGGUGGAAUACUUCCUGAUGCUUACACGUAUACUAUUCUUCUCAGUGGGUUUUGUAGGAAGCAAAAGCCUCUUGCUGCAGUUUUGUUUUUUGGAAAAAUAAUGGAAAUGGGAUUUUUACUUCCAAACCAGGUCAUUUACACUUGCAUGGUUGAUGCUCUUUUCAAGGGUGGGCUGCCAAAGGUUGCUAUGUUUUUAUAUGGAGAGAUGCUGGAGAAAGGCUUGUAUCCAGAUACAGUUGCACUGAAUGCAAUUAUUGAUGCACACUCAAGGAUGGGAAAGAUGUGGAAGGUGGAUGGUUUUGUUUCCACAUCAAUCAACUCAACUUUCUCAUUUAAUCUGGUUUCAUUUAACAUUCUCUUACAUGGGUAUUCCAAGAAACAGCUAUUUACAAGAAUGUCUGUACUCUACAAUGCCAUGAUCAGAAGGGGUUUUAUGCCAGAUAAACUUACACAGCAUUCCCUAAUUCUUGGACUUUGUCAAUCCAGUAUGCUUGACAUUGCUGUUAAAUUUGUAGGAAAGAUGGUAAUGGAAGGUAAUAUUCCGGAUCAGCUGACAUUCAACAUGCUCAUUACCAAGUGCAGUGAAAAUGGUAAUAUGCAAAAGGCUUUUUAUCUGUUUAACUGCAUGCAUAGGUUAGGUGUCAUGCCUGAUGGAAAUACCUACAAUUCCAUUAUUAAAGGACUCAAUAGAAAGUGUUGCUUUCUAGAAUCACAUAUUGUUUUGUAUGAAAUGUUGGAGAAGGGUUUUUUUCCUACUUGCAAACAUUAUAUUACUUUGAUUAAUGGAGCAUUUCGAAGGGGGGAUAUAAAAAGAGGAUUCAGGCUAAAAGAGGAAAUGGAAGCACUAGGUUUAGGGUCUCGUGAUGUAGCUGAGAGUGCUCUUGUUAGAGGACUUCUACGGUGUGGGAAGAUUGAAGAAGCAAUGCUAGUUUUUGAUUGCAUGCUUCGUACGGGAUUGGUUCCAACUAAUGCUACCUUUACUACUGUGAUGCACAAUCUGUGCAAAGAAGCUAACACUGUGGAAGCGUUGAAGUUAAGGGGUUUGAUGGAACUCUGUGGAAAAAAGCUUGAUGUUGUUGCUUACAAUGUCCUCAUAACAGGUCUUUGCAACAAUGGUAAUGUUGCUGUUGCCUUUGAACUGUAUGAGGACAUGAAGCAAAGGGGUCUUUUGCCAAAUCUCACCACUUAUUCUGUCCUCAUUGAUGCUAUUUACAGAAAAAGUGAUCUUUUUAAGGGAGAAAUGUUAUUAAGGGAUCUACAAGAUAGGGAAUUGAUCUCUCCUGACGGGAAUACCAGGGAUUUGCAUGACGGGUUGAUGUAUGCUAUGAGAAAACUAAAUUUGUUGAGGCAUAAGAGAAGGAAAUGGGACCACAAAGUCUGUAGAUAAGGUUGAAUUGCAGCAUUAGCUAGCUUGCUAAAGUUCCACUGGUUGGUGAUGCUGGGAUCUGGUUCUUUCUUGUGUAAUCAACAGGGAUGCUCAAAACUAGAGGUUAAAGCACCCAUUGUUCGUGGAUUCAAUGUC
Molecule: messenger RNA, 3489 nt
Organism: Telopea speciosissima
Lineage: Eukaryota; Viridiplantae; Streptophyta; Magnoliopsida; Proteales; Proteaceae
Product: pentatricopeptide repeat-containing protein At5g55840
Exons: 2
Coding region: 58-3354 (1098 amino acids)
Molecular function (GO): protein binding
Source: RefSeq, a predicted model, not a curated record